AUGGAUGUUUCCGCAGAUGCCAGCUCGGCUGCACCACCGGUGGUUGUCUUCAAGCGAAAGCGCGGUCCCGCAGCUUCCACCUCAAACAACGCUCCAGCAUCAUCCUCGAGCAGCUCAGCCGGACCAUCAAGGCCUACAAUCAGCGCAUCAACUGCCACGCCAAAUCGUACAGCUUUGAGUAACGACUCGAGCGACGAUGACGUCGAGUCCUCCUCUGCCGUUGUGAUCAAGAAGAAGCGCUCGAAUAACAACCCUCUCGUCCAGUCGACCGGCUCGGUCUAUCGCAAGUCCAAGCUCGGCAGCCUAAUCGGCGACGAUGGGAAUGACGACGAUUCGUACGCACUCGAUACCGACUCUUCCAGUCAUCCCUGCCGCUCGAAUACCGACGCAUCUGCGACCUCGCGGCAAAAGCUCCGCGACGACGCAACCAAGCACAGCAACUGGGACCUUGACUCCACCACCACUACUCCUCAACCGACCGCUAGCAACGCCGAUGGGCUCUACCGAGGCGCCUCAUCAUACACCUCCUACAUCGCCGCACGUGACGACGGCACCUCGUCCAAGAUGCGUUCCCGCGGCCCCAUUCGGCAAACCACCACCGUCCGAACAACUAGCCUGAUGGACUAUCAACCCGACAUCUGCAAGGACUACAAGGAAACCGGCUACUGUGGCUUCGGAGACACGUGCAAGUUCCUCCACGAUCGAAGCGACUAUCUUGCAGGCUGGCAACUCGACGUUCUCCCCAACUCGUCCAAGAAUCGCGAAAACCUCCUCUCGGAUCCGGAAGAGGAAGAGGAGGAGGAGAUCCCAUUCGCAUGUCUCAUCUGCAGACAGCCGUUCACAGAUCCGGUGGUCACGCAGUGCGGACACUACUUCUGUUCGGGGUGUGCCAUCAAGAGGUUCAGCAAGAAUAGCAAAUGCUUUGCGUGCGGCAAGCAGACGGGUGGAUUGUUUAACAGCGCCAAGAAGGUGCUGGACAAGAUGCAGGCGAGUAAGCGGAGGAAGGACGAGGCGAGGGCGGAGAGGAGUGGGUGGUUGGCGGAGGAGCCGAUUGCAGAGAUCGGAGGGGAGAGCGAGGACGAGUAG
Molecule: messenger RNA, 1086 nt
Organism: Kalmanozyma brasiliensis GHG001
Lineage: Eukaryota; Fungi; Basidiomycota; Ustilaginomycetes; Ustilaginales
Product: Zinc finger, CCCH-type
Exons: 1
Coding region: 1-1086 (361 amino acids)
Biological process (GO): snoRNA splicing
Cellular component (GO): U2-type spliceosomal complex
Molecular function (GO): metal ion binding
Source: RefSeq, a predicted model, not a curated record